UCUGUUAGCAUGACGAGCAGCUGCUAGCCUGUGGCUGCUGGAGUACUCACGGUUAGCCACAUGUACGCUAGUGUCGAGCUGUUCACUGACUUGUCAGAGAAAGACUCUCGCACGCAUUCACCGGGAUAUAAGUAACAACACCGUUUUUGAAAAGCUAUUAUUAGCAUUAUUUCUGGUCUUUUCUAAAUCUGCAUCGCCCUUACGGUGUCGAUAUCAGGCGUAUCCACAAGUGAUUGGGCUCCAGCCGGAUCCACGCUGCUAACGCUCUCUGGGACAGAUUCCAAUGGAUAAAAAUGCACGAAGAGUUCGGAAUCAGGACGUGAACCCGUGCAUCGAGGAGAGCGAUGCCUCCCAGAAGUGUUUGGAUGCCUACAACUAUGAUAAGGGCAUGUGUUCAGCAUAUUUCCAGACAUACAAGAACUGUAGGAAAUACUGGCACAACAUCAUGCUGCAGAGGAGGAGAGACGGAGUGAGACCUGACAUGCCCACGGCUGCGGAGAGGCAGGAGAUGCUCACUGCCAUUGGAGGCAAACCGUACUGAGAGACAUCGGGCUCACACAGAGACACUGCAGAGAGCAGCGCCCAAGUAGACUUGACCUGUCUUCACACUCAGGUCCAGUGUCUCCACCGGGAACUGGUCUGUUCAUUAACAUGGAAAGAGAGGAAGGUCACAGAGAAGAUAUAUGACUUGAGAUUUAUUAAAUCAUUUGAUAUGAAACUGUCACAACAUGAAAAGCGUUUGAGGAGCUUUUCAAGCAUUUUUGUUUUGAUGGAAGAAAGUACUGUCAUGGUAUCACUAAUGUCAUUUUCCACUGAAGUCACAACUGCUGAGAUGGUGUUUUUGUGGAUUUUACCAUGAAUAUUCAAAGUCCUCAACAAGUAGACAAAUGCUUGAACCCACAGGCUGAAAUGUGUGAUUCACAGUGUUAAACAAUCUGUGUGGAGGACUUCUUCAUUUCUGAAAUCUGAAGCCUGCUGGGCACUAACUCAACAGAUUCCAGCUCACAAGCAUGGUGAAAUGUGUAAAUUGUGAUGGACAUCUUGCAUCUGUUUAUCUUUAAUAAAAAUAAUUGAGUAUUGUA
Molecule: messenger RNA, 1082 nt
Organism: Plectropomus leopardus (leopard coralgrouper)
Lineage: Eukaryota; Metazoa; Chordata; Actinopteri; Perciformes; Serranidae
Gene: chchd7
Product: coiled-coil-helix-coiled-coil-helix domain containing 7
Biological process (GO): mitochondrial respiratory chain complex assembly
Cellular component (GO): mitochondrion
Source: RefSeq, a predicted model, not a curated record